Erinaceus europaeus (western European hedgehog) is the source of this 14181-nucleotide messenger RNA. It is a transcript of the gene MUC5AC, whose product is annotated as mucin 5AC, oligomeric mucus/gel-forming. Lineage: Eukaryota; Metazoa; Chordata; Mammalia; Eulipotyphla; Erinaceidae. The transcript has 49 exons. The record is from RefSeq and is a predicted model, not a curated record. Gene Ontology annotation, cellular component: extracellular matrix. Bases 3 to 14021 code for a protein of 4672 amino acids. Gene Ontology annotation, molecular function: protein binding.
CCAUGGGUGUCGGCCGGAGGAUGCUGGGCCCGCUCUGGGUGCUGGCCCUGGCCCUGGCCUGUGCCCAGCAUGCAGGCCUGGCCCUGGACAGCCCCACAGAACACAGCCACUUCCUGGACCUGCCUCCUGUGCCCCAGGGUCCAGCUGGUGAGCCUGUGCGUGGGGUCACCAUCCUCCCGCCAAUGAGAACUGUCCCUGUGAUACGAGCCCUGAACCCCGCGCACAACGGGCGGGUGUGCAGCACGUGGGGCGACUUCCACUACAAGACCUUCGACGGCGCCAUCUUCCGCUUCCCCGGGCUCUGCAACUACGUGCUGUCGGCGCACUGCGGGGCUGCCUACGAGGACUUCAACCUGCAGGUCCGGCGCUGUGACCCUGCCACCACCGACACCACCAGUGUGUGCGGCGUCACACUCAAGCUGGACGGCAUGGUCGUGGGGCUGACCGGGAAGUCCGUGCUGGUCAACGGCGCCCCGGUCCAGCUGCCCUUCAGCCGGUCGGGGGUCAGCAUCGAGCUGGGCAGCGGUUACGUGAAGGUGGCGGCACGGCUGGGGCUGGUCUUCAUGUGGAACCAGGAUGGCAGCCUCCUGCUGGAGCUGGACCCCAAGUACGCCAACCAGACCUGUGGGCUGUGCGGGGACUUCAACGGGCUGCCUGACUUGAAUGAAUUCUUUGUCCACGGCGCCAGGGUGAGCCCGGUGGAGUUCGGGAACCUGCAGAAGAUGGACGGCCCCACGGAGCAGUGCCAGGACCCCGUCCCCGCGCCCCUCCAGAACUGCUCCACGAACGCGACGCUCUGUGAGGAGACCCUGAGCGGCCCGCUCUUCUCCGGCUGCGCCCGCCUGGUGGACGCCAGCAGCUACGUGGAGGCGUGUCGGCGGGACCUGUGCGCCUGCCGCGAGGAGGACCCCAGCCGCUGCGGCUGCCACACGCUGGCCGAGUACGCGCGCCAGUGCGCCCACGCGGGGGGCCGGCCCCGGGACUGGAGGGGCCCCCAGCUCUGCGCCGCCCAGUGCCCCGCCGGCAUGCAGCACCGCGAGUGCGGGUCCCCCUGCGCCGACACCUGCUCGAACCCCGAGCGCGCUCAGCUCUGCGAGGACCACUGCGUGGCCGGGUGCUUCUGCCCCGAGGGGACGGUGCUGGAUGACAUCGGCCACUCGGGCUGCGUACCCGUGGCCCAGUGCCCCUGCACGCACAACGGCAUCACCUUCGCCCCGGGGACCGGCUACGCCACCGACUGCACCAACUGCACCUGCUCCGCGGGCCGCUGGGGCUGCAGGGAGCGGCCGUGCCCCGGCACCUGCGCAGUGCUGGGCGGUGCGCACAUCUCCACCUUCGACGAACGGCACUACACGGUGCACGGCGAGUGCGGCUACGUGCUGGCCAAGCCCUGCACCGGCAGCGCCUUCUCCGUGCUGGCCGAGCUGCGCAGGUGCGGCCUGACCGCCAGCGAGACCUGCCUGAAGAGCGUGACGCUGAGCCUGGACGGGGGCCACUUGGUCGUGGAGGUCAAGGCCAGCGGGGAGGUGUUUGUGAACCAGAUGUUCACCCAGCUGCCGGUGUCCACAGCCAACAUCACCCUCCUGAGACCGUCCACCUUCUUCGUCGUGGUGCACACGGAGCUGGGCCUGCAGCUGGACGUGCAGCUGGUGCCCACCAUGCAGGUCUUCCUACGGCUGGAGCCCCGGCUCCGGGGUCUGACCUGCGGCCUGUGCGGGAACUUCAACCAGAAUCAGGGGGACGACUUCCGGGCGCUGAGCGGCGUGGUGGAGGGCACCGCGGCCGCCUUCGCCAACACCUGGAAGGCCCAGGCCAACUGCCCCAACGUGCGGAACAGCUACGAGGACCCCUGCGCCCUCAGCGUGGAGAACGAGAAGUAUGCCCAGCACUGGUGCUCCCGGCUCACCGACCCUCAGGGCCCCUUCGCCAGCUGCCAUGAGGCCGUGAACCCUAGUGUCUAUUACUCGAACUGCAUGUUCGACACGUGCAACUGUGAGAAGACGGAAGACUGUCUGUGUGCUGCCCUGUCCUCCUACGUGAGGGCCUGCGCCUCUCGCGGCGUGCUGCUGCAGGGCUGGCGGGCCGGCGUGUGCGCAAAGCCCCUGACGGCCUGCCCCAAAUCUCUGAAAUACGAGUACAACGUGAGCAGCUGCCAGCCCACCUGCCGCAGCCGGGCUGGCCAGGACGCCUCCUGCGGGGUCCGCUUCGUGCCAGUGGACGGCUGUGUGUGCCCUCAGGGCACCUUCCUGGACGACACGGGCAAGUGUGUGCCGGCGACCAGCUGUCCCUGCUACCAUGGCAGCUCCGUGGUGCCUAAUGGGGAGACACUGCACGAAGGCGGGGCCAUCUGCACCUGCACACAGGGGUCGCUGAGCUGCAUCGGGGGCCAGACCUCUGCCCCAGUCUGUGCACCCCCCAUGGUCUACUUUGCCUGCCGCAAUGCCACGCCCGGCGCUGCCGGGGCCGGCUGUCAGAAAAGCUGCCACACGUUGGACAUGGAGUGUUACAGCCCCCAGUGUGUGUCCGGCUGCGUGUGUCCUGAUGGGCUGGUGGCCGACGGCUUGGGCAGCUGCGUGUCUGCAGAUGACUGUCCUUGUGUCCACAACGAGGCCAGUUACCAGACGGGCCAGACCAUCCGCGUGGACUGCAACACCUGCACGUGUAAGCACCGACACUGGGAAUGCACAAAGGAGCCCUGCAUGGCCACCUGCGCUGUGUACGGAGACGGCCACUACAUCACCUUCGACGGGCAUCGCUACAGCUUCAGCGGGGACUGCCAGUACACUCUGCUCCAGGACCAGUGCGGGGGCAACAGCAGCUCUCGGGACGGCUUCCGGGUCAUCACGGAGAACGUGCCCUGCGGCACCACAGGGACCACCUGCUCCAAGGCCAUCAAGAUCUUCCUGGGGAGCUCGGAGCUGAGGCUGAGCGAUGGCCAGGUGGAGGUGCUGGAGAAGGGCGCCGGCCCGCCCACCUACUCCAUCCGCCAGAUGGGGCUCUACCUGGUGCUGGACACCGAGGCCGGCCUGCUGCUGCUCUGGGACAAGAAGACCAGCCUCCUCCUCCGCCUCGAGCCCCGCUUCAAGGGCCGGGUCUGCGGGCUGUGCGGGAACUUUGACGACAACGGGCUCAACGACUUCACCACGCGGAGCCAGUCGGUGGCGGGCAGCGCGCGGGAGUUCGGCAACAGCUGGAAGUUUUCGCCGACCUGCCCCGACGCCCCGGCCCCCAGGGACCCCUGCAGCGCCAACCCCUACCGCAAGGCCUGGGCACAGCGCCAGUGCAGCAUCAUCAACGGUGCACCCUUCGCAGCCUGCCGCGCCCACGUGGAGCCGACGCCCUACUACGAGGCCUGCGUGAGCGACGCGUGUGCCUGUGACUCGGGCGGGGACUGUGAGUGCUUCUGCACAGCAGUGGCCGCCUACGCCCAGGCCUGCCAUGAUGCUGGCAUCUGCGUGUCUUGGAGGACUCCGGACAUCUGCCCCCUGUUCUGCGACUACUACAACCCCGAAGGCCAGUGUGAGUGGCACUACCAGCCCUGCGGGGCGCCCUGCCUCAGGACCUGCCGGAACCCCAGCGGCCGCUGCCUGCACGACCUGCAAGGCCCAGAAGGCUGCUACCCCAAGUGCCCCCCAGAGGCCCCCAUCUUUGACGAGGAUGGGAUGCAGUGUGUGACCACCUGCCCCACGCCCACACCCGCACCCCUCUGCCGGGUCCAGGGUAGGACCUACCGGCCAGGCGCCGCUGUGCCCUCGGAGCAGAACUGUCACUCCUGCGUGUGCACCGAGGCUGGAGUCCAGUGCAGCUAUGACAAGGAUGCCUGUGUCUGCACCUAUGGCGGCCAGCACUUCCGGCCCGGGGAGGUCAUCUACCAGACCACGGACGGCACCGGCGGCUGCAUCUCUGCCCAAUGUGGGCCCGACGGCUCCAUCCAGCGGCGGGUCAGCCCCUGCGGCCCCUCCACACAGGCCCCCCAGACCACCUUCUCCUUCUCCACACCCCCACAGGCAGGGAGCUCCACACACCCACUGACCACGCACGCCAGCUCCACAGUAACGACUGCCACCAGGACCACGGCCACCCCAAGAGCUCUAUCCUCACCCACGCCCACAUCCACACCCACCACAACCCCCACAUCCACUACAACCGCCACGCCAACCACAACCCCCACAUCCACUACAACCGCCACUCCAACCACAACCCCCCCAUCCACUACAACCGCCACGCCAACCACAACCCCCACAUCCACUACAACCGCCACUCCAACCACAACCCCCACAUCCACUACAACCGCCACGCCCAACACAACCCCCACAUCCACGCAAACCACAACCCCCACAUCCACGCCCACCACAACCCCCACAUCCACGCCCACCACAACCCCCACGCCCACGUCCACUACAACCCCCACACCCACCACAACCCCCACGCCCACCACAACCCCCACAUCCACUAAAACCGCCACGUCCACCACAGCCCCCACAUCCACGCCCACCACAACCCCCACGCCCACCACAACCCCCAUAUCCACUACAACCGCCACGCCCACCACAACCCCCCCAUCCACUACAACCGCCACACCCAACACAACCCCCACAUCCACGCCCACCAUAACCCCCACAUCCAUGCCCACCACAACCCCCACUACAACCCCCACACCCACCACAACCCCCACGCCCACGUCCACUACAACCCCCACGCCCACCACAACCCCCACAUCCACGCCCACCACAACCCCCACAUCCACGCCCACCACAACCCCCACGCCCACCUCCACGGCCACCCCGCCCUGUGGAGAGGACUGCCAGUGGUCACCGUGGCUGGACGUCAGCUGGCCAGGCCUAGGCCCUGACAGUGGGGACUUUGAUACUCUGGACAACCUCCGCGCCCAUGGGCACCGGCUGUGUCAGGCGCCCAGAGCCGUGCAGUGCCGAGCUGAGGAUGCACCCGGGGAGCCUCUGGAGGCUCUUGGGCAGCGGGUGCAGUGCAGCCCUGAGGUGGGGCUGACCUGCCACAACCGGGACCAGGCCUCAGGACGCUGCUACAACUACCAGAUCCGCGUGCUGUGUUGCACCCCCCGAGCCUGCACCCCAGCCCCGCCCACCACCUCCAGGACCACGCCCACGGGGCCCACCAGCUUGGUGCCCACCGCCACCUCUGGGUCCACAUGGGUCUCGAGCGAGUCCACGAACAAGGUGUCCUGUGUGCAGCAACGGUGCUCCUGGACUGACUGGCUGGACGCCAGCUACCCCCAACCCAGCAUGGACGGUGGGGACUUCGACACCUUCCAGAACCUCAGGGCCAAGGGCUUCCGCUUCUGUGCCCGGCCGAGCGCGGUGGAGUGCCGGGCGCAGUUCUUCCCUGACACACCACUGGCGGCACUGGGCCAGGACGUGGUGUGCGACACGCAGGUGGGGUUGCUGUGUCUCAACAAGGACCAGCUGCCCCCCAUCUGCUACAACUACGCCAUCCGCAUCCAGUGCUGUGAGCCCGUGGACGUGUGCCACGGGACCGGCGUGCCCUCCGGCAGCCCGAGCACCUCGCUCCCCACGCACCCCACCACGACGACCACGGCCAGCACUCCUGUAACCAGGGUGCCCGAGACCCCUGACACGUCCAGUGGUGUUCCCUACAUACUCUCGCCUUCAACCACCAUGGCCAGCACAGCCUCCUCACCCAGCACCACCAGCUCCGCUCACACCUCUGUCACCAGCCACCACCCAUCCACAGGACCCCCAGAAACCAUGACCCCCAAGACCACGUCAGGAACAACCACUGCUCCCACCAGCAGCAGCAGCAGCCAGACUUCCAGCAUGAGACACCGAGAGACCACGUCCCCCAGUACCACGUCCAGAACAACCACUGCUCCCACCACCACCAGCCAGACUCCCAGCUCCAGACCCACAGAGAGCACGUCCCCCGAGACCACGCCCAGCACCACUCAUUCUGAAACCACACUCUCCACCCCUGUGACCUCCACGACCUCCCUCCCCACCUCAGUGACAAGCCACCUCUCUCCCGGCACAGACAACUGCCUGCCACGGUGCACGUGGACCAAGUGGUUCGACGUGGACUUCCCCACGCCAGGGGCCCACAGAGGGGACGACGAGACCUACGACAACAUCGUGCGGCACGGGGAGCGGCUCUGCCCCCGAGAGCACAUCAGCCAGCUGGAGUGCAGGGCCGAGAGCCACCCCGGCGUGAGCCUCGGGGACCUGGGCCAGGUGGUGCAGUGCAGCCCCGACGUGGGGCUGGUGUGCCGGAACCAGGACCAGACGGGCAGGUUCCAGAUGUGUCUCAACUAUCAGGUGCGCGUGCGGUGCUGCCAGCCACCCCCAGCAGGCUGCCCCACUGUGAGCACCAGUGUGAGCACACGACCCUCAGAGACCACGUCCCCCAGUACCACGUCCAGAACAACCACUGCUCCUACCACCAGCAGCAGCAGCCAGACUUCCAACACAAGACACGGAGAGACCACGUCCCCCAGUACCACGUCCAGAACAACCACUGCUCCCACCACCACCAGCCAGCCUCCCAGCACCAGACCCACAGAGACCACAUCCCCUAAGACCACGUCCAGGACAACCACUGCUCCCACCACCACCAGCCAAACUCCCAGCACCAGACACCCAGAGACCACGUCCCCCGAGACCACGCCCAGCACCACUCAUUCUGAAACCACACUCUCCACCCCUGUGACCUCCACGACCUCCCUCCCCACCUCAGUGACAAGCCACCUCCCUCCCGGCACAGACAACUGCCUGCCACGGUGCACGUGGACCAAGUGGUUCGACGUGGACUUCCCCACGCCAGGGGCCCACGGAGGGGACGACGAGACCUACGACAACAUCGUGCGGCACGGGGAGCGGCUCUGCCCCCGAGAGCACAUCAGCCAGCUGGAGUGCAGGGCCGAGAGCCACCCUGGCGUGAGCCUCGGGGACCUGGGCCAGGUGGUGCAGUGCAGCCCCGACGUGGGGCUGGUGUGCCGGAACCAGGACCAGACGGGCAGGUUCCAGAUGUGUCUCAACUAUCAGGUGCGCGUGCGGUGCUGCCAGCCACCCCCAGCAGGCUGCCCCACUGUGAGCACCCGUGUGAGCACACGACCCUCAGAGACCACGUCCCCCAGUACCACGUCCAGAACAACCACUGCUCCCACCAGCAGCAGCAGCCAGACUUCCAGCACAAGACACGGAGAGACCACGUCCCCCAGUACCACGUCCAGAACAACCACUGCUCCCACCACCACCAGCCAGCCUCCCAGCACCAGACCCACAGAGACCACAUCCCCUAAGACCACGUCCAGGACAACCACUGCUCCCACCACCACCAGCCAAACUCCCAGCACCAGACACCCAGAGACCACGUCCCCCGAGACCACGCCCAGCACCACUCAUUCUGAAACCACACUCUCCACCCCUGUGACCUCCACGACCUCCCUCCCCACCUCAGUGACAAGCCACCUCCCUCCCGGCACAGACAACUGCCUGCCACGGUGCACGUGGACCAAGUGGUUCGACGUGGACUUCCCCACGCCAGGGGCCCACGGAGGGGACGACGAGACCUACGACAACAUCGUGCGGCACGGGGAGCGGCUCUGCCCCCGAGAGCACAUCAGCCAGCUGGAGUGCAGGGCCGAGAGCCACCCCGGCGUGAGCCUCGGGGACCUGGGCCAGGUGGUGCAGUGCAGCCCCGACGUGGGGCUGGUGUGCCGGAACCAGGACCAGACGGGCAGGUUCCAGAUGUGUCUCAACUAUCAGGUGCGCGUGCGGUGCUGCCAGCCACCCCCAGCAGGCUGCCCCACUGUGAACACCAGUGUGAGCACACGACCCUCAGAGACCACGUCCCCCAGUACCACGUCAGGAACAACCACUGCUCCCACCACCACCAGCCAGACUCCCAGCUCCAGACCCACAGAGAGCACGUCCCCCGAGACCACGCCCAGCACCACUCAUUCUGAAACCACACUCUCCACCCCUGUGACCUCCACGACCUCCCUCCCCACCUCAGUGACAAGCCACCUCUCUCCCGGCACAGACAACUGCCUGCCACGGUGCACGUGGACCAAGUGGUUCGACGUGGACUUCCCCACGCCAGGGGCCCACGGAGGGGACGACGAGACCUACGACAACAUCCUGCGGCACGGGGAGCGGCUCUGCCCCCGAGAGCACAUCAGCCAGCUGGAGUGCAGGGCCGAGAGCCACCCGGGCGUGAGCCUCGGGGACCUGGGCCAGGUGGUGCAGUGCAGCCCCGACGUGGGGCUGGUGUGCCGGAACCAGGACCAGACGGGCAGGUUCCAGAUGUGUCUCAACUAUCAGGUGCGCGUGCGGUGCUGCCAGCCCCCGCCCGGCAAUUGCCCCUCUGUGAGCACCAGUGUGAGCACACGACCCCCAGAGACCACGUCCCCCAGUACCACGUCCAGAACAACCACUGCUCCCAGCAGCAGCAGCAGCAGCCAGACUUCCAACACAAGACACGGAGAGACCACGUCCCCCAGUACCACGUCCAGAACAACCACUGCUCCCACCACCACCAGCCAGCCUCCCAGCACCAGACCCACAGAGACCACAUCCCCUAAGACCACGUCCAGGACAACCACUGCUCCCACCACCACCAGCCAAACUCCCAGCACCAGACACCCAGAGACCACGUCCCCCGAGACCACGCCCAGCACCACUCAUUCUGAAACCACACUCUCCACCCCUGUGACCUCCACGACCUCCCUCCCCACCUCAGUGACAAGCCACCUCCCUCCCGGCACAGACAACUGCCUGCCACGCUGCACGUGGACCAAGUGGUUCGACGUGGACUUCCCCACGCCAGGGGCCCACGGAGGGGACGACGAGACCUACGACAACAUCCUGCGGCACGGGGAGCGGCUCUGCCCCCGAGAGCACAUCAGCCAGCUGGAGUGCAGGGCCGAGAGCCACCCCGGCGUGAGCCUCGGGGACCUGGGCCAGGUGGUGCAGUGCAGCCCCGACGUGGGGCUGGUGUGCCGGAACCAGGACCAGACGGGCAGGUUCCAGAUGUGUCUCAACUAUCAGGUGCGCGUGCGGUGCUGCCAGCCUCCGCCCGGCAAUUGCCCCUCUGUGAGCACCAGUGUGAGCACACGACCCCCAGAGACCACGUCCCCCAGUACCACGUCCAGAACAACCACGGCUCCCACCACCACCAGCCAGACUCCCAGCACAAGACACGGAGAGACCACGUCCCCCAGUACCACAUCCAGGACAACCACGGCUCCCACCACCACCAGCCAGACUCCCAGCACCAGACCCCCAGAGACCACGUCCCCCAGUACCACGUCCAGGACAACCACUGCUCCCACCAGCAGCAGCAGCAGCCAGACUUCCAGCACAAGACACCGAGAGACCACGUCCCCCAGUACCACGUCCAGAACAACCACUGCUCCCACCACCACCAGCCAGACUCCCAGCUCCAGACCCACAGAGACCACGUCCCCCGAGACCACGCCCAGCACCACUCAUUCUGAAACCACACUCUCCACCCCUGUGACCUCCACGACCUCCCUCCCCACCUCAGUGACAAGCCACCUCCCUCCCGGCACAGACAACUGCCUGCCACGGUGCACGUGGACCAAGUGGUUCGACGUGGACUUCCCCACGCCAGGGGCCCACGGAGGGGACGACGAGACCUACGACAACAUCCUGCGGCACGGGGAGCGGCUCUGCCCCCGAGAGCACAUCAGCCAGCUGGAGUGCAGGGCCGAGAGCCACCCGGGCGUGAGCCUCGGGGACCUGGGCCAGGUGGUGCAGUGCAGCCCCGACGUGGGGCUGGUGUGCCGGAACCAGGACCAGACGGGCAGGUUCCAGAUGUGUCUCAACUAUCAGGUGCGCGUGCGGUGCUGCCAGCCCCCGCCCGGCAAUUGCCCCUCUGUGAGCACCAGUGUGAGCACACGACCCCCAGAGACCACGUCCCCCAGUACCACGUCCAGAACAACCACUGCUCCCAGCAGCAGCAGCAGCAGCCAGACUUCCAACACAAGACACGGAGAGACCACGUCCCCCAGUACCACGUCCAGAACAACCACUGCUCCCACCACCACCAGCCAGCCUCCCAGCACCAGACCCACAGAGACCACAUCCCCUAAGACCACGUCCAGGACAACCACUGCUCCCACCACCACCAGCCAAACUCCCAGCACCAGACACCCAGAGACCACGUCCCCCGAGACCACGCCCAGCACCACUCAUUCUGAAACCACACUCUCCACCCCUGUGACCUCCACGACCUCCCUCCCCACCUCAGUGACAAGCCACCUCCCUCCCGGCACAGACAACUGCCUGCCACGGUGCACGUGGACCAAGUGGUUCGACGUGGACUUCCCCACGCCAGGGGCCCACGGAGGGGACGACGAGACCUACGACAACAUCCUGCGGCACGGGGAGCGGCUCUGCCCCCGAGAGCACAUCAGCCAGCUGGAGUGCAGGGCCGAGAGCCACCCCGGCGUGAGCCUCGGGGACCUGGGCCAGGUGGUGCAGUGCAGCCCCGACGUGGGGCUGGUGUGCCGGAACCAGGACCAGACGGGCAGGUUCCAGAUGUGUCUCAACUAUCAGGUGCGCGUGCGGUGCUGCCAGCCUCCGCCCGGCAAUUGCCCCUCUGUGAGCACCAGUGUGAGCACACGACCCCCAGAGACCACGUCCCCCAGUACCACGUCCAGAACAACCACGGCUCCCACCACCACCAGCCAGACUCCCAGCACAAGACACGGAGAGACCACGUCCCCCAGUACCACAUCCAGGACAACCACGGCUCCCACCACCACCAGCCAGACUCCCAGCACCAGACCCCCAGAGACCACGUCCCCCAGUACCACGUCCAGGACAACCACUGCUCCCACCAGCAGCAGCAGCAGCCAGACUUCCAGCACAAGACACCGAGAGACCACGUCCCCCAGUACCACGUCCAGAACAACCACUGCUCCCACCACCACCAGCCAGACUCCCAGCUCCAGACCCACAGAGACCACGUCCCCCGAGACCACGCCCAGCACCACUCAUUCUGAAACCACACUCUCCACCCCUGUGACCUCCACGACCUCCCUCCCCACCUCAGUGACAAGCCACCUCCCUCCCGGCACAGACAACUGCCUGCCACGGUGCACGUGGACCAAGUGGUUCGACGUGGACUUCCCCACGCCAGGGGCCCACGGAGGGGAUGACGAGACCUACGACAACAUCGUGCGGCAUGGGGAGCGGCUCUGCCCCCGAGAGCACAUCAGCCAGCUGGAGUGCAGGGCCGAGAGCCACCCCGGCGUGAGCCUCGGGGACCUGGGCCAGGUGGUGCAGUGCAGCCCCGAUGUGGGGCUGGUGUGCCGGAACCAGGACCAGACGGGCAGGUUCCAGAUGUGUCUCAACUAUCAGGUGCGUGUGCGGUGCUGCCAGCUGCCACCCAGCGGUUGCCCACUCUCGUCCCAGACUCCAUCGGUGUCCCCUGAGCCAUCUACCUCAGCUACCAUCCCCACCUCGAGGCCGUGCUACUGCAGCAUUUCUGGUCAGCUCUUUCCGGCAGGGUCUGUCAUCUAUCAGGAGAGUGACCUGGAUGGCCACUGCUACUAUGCCGUGUGCUCACUGGACUGCCAUGUGGUCAGGGGCACCGACAGCUCCUGCCCCCGCAGCACCUCUGCGCCCACGUCACGGGCCACCUCCCGGCCGGAGACCUCCGCAUCCAGCCCUGUGUCUGUCCCUGUGCCUGGCUGCCCCAGCGCCGUGCCACCCCGAGCCAGGGGCGAGACCUGGGCCAUGCCCAACUGCUCGCAGGCCACCUGUGAGGGUGACAAUGUCAUCUCCGUGGGCAGGCGGCCCUGCCCGCAGCUCACACCGCCCACCUGUGCCAACGGCUACCCCGCCCUGCUGGAGGCCGACCAGGACGGCUGUUGCAAGCACUACCAGUGCCAGUGCGUGUGCAGUGGCUGGGGUGACCCGCACUACAUCACCUUCGAUGGCACCUACUACACCUUCCUGGACAACUGCACCUACGUGCUGGUGCAGCAGGUGGUGCCUGUGUUUGGCCACUUCCGCGUGCUCAUCGACAACUAUUUCUGCGACUCGGCCGACGGGCUGUCCUGCCCGCAGUCCAUCACCGUGGAAUUCCGGCAGCACCGCGUGGAGCUGACACGCCGAGCCGUGCAGGGGGUCAUGACCAACCAGAUCCUGUUCGACGGUGCGGUGGUGAGCCCCGGCUUCCGCGCGGGCGGUCUGGCGGUGUCUCAGAUCGGCGUGAAGAUGUACGUGACGGUGCCCGAGCUGGGCGUGCAGGUCAUGUUCACCGGCCUCAUCUUCUCUGUGGAGGUGCCCUUCAGCAAGUUCGCCAACAACACGGAGGGCCAGUGCGGCACCUGCACCGACAACCGGCUCGACGACUGCCGCCUGCCGGGGGGCGCCGUGGUCACCUCCUGCUCCGACAUGUCCAGACACUGGAAGGUGACCACGCCUGGCCAGCCGUCCUGCCACGGGCCGCCCCCUGCGCCCACCACCUGGCCCACCACCCCGCCCACGCCAUGCCUGCCCUCCGCUGUGUGCCACCUGAUCCUGAGCAAGGUCUUUGCACAGUGCCACACCGUGAUCCCCCCGACACCCUACUACCAAGGCUGUGUGUUCGACAGCUGCCACAUGACCCAGGCCGACGUGACGUGCUCAGGCCUGGAGCUGUACGCCUCGCUCUGUGCUGCACACGGGCUCUGCAUUGACUGGAGGGCCCACACCAACCACUCCUGCCCCUUCCCCUGCCCGGCUGACCGGGAGUACCGGCCCUGCGGUCCCGCGGCCCCAGCCUACUGCUAUGGGAACGACACUGCCAGCCUGGAGGCCCUCCCCUACGCCGGCCUCAUCACGGAAGGCUGCUUCUGCCCGGCAGGCACCAUGCCUUUCAGCUCCGCCUCUGAUGUCUGCGUGCCCACUGACUGCCAGGGAUGCCUGGGGCCCCAUGGGGAGCUGGUGGAGCCUGGCCACGUGGUCACCGAGGACUGCCAGCAGUGCAGCUGUGAGGCGGGCUCUCGGACCCUGAGCUGCCGGCCCCUGGCCUGCCCACUGCCCCCAGCUUGCCCCAACCCCGGCUUCGUGCCAGUGCCUGUGACCCCCCAGGAUGGCCAGUGCUGUCCCUACUACAACUGUGCCUGCAAUGCCAGCCACUGCCCCGUGCUUGGGGACUGUCCUCAUGGCUUCCGGCCGGUGCAGACCCACGAAGAGGGGGCCUGCUGUCCCAGCCAGGUCUGCGUCCCCACCAAGCCCCCCGGCUGCAGUGUGAAUGGCACCUUGUACCAGCCGGGUGCUGUAGUGUUCCGGAACCUUUGUGAGACCUGCGUCUGUGUGGCACCCGGGGGCCCCGAAGCAGACACGUACAUGGUGACCUGCGAGACUCAGAUCUGCAACACACACUGUCCCAUGGGCUACGAGUACCAGGUGCCGAGUGGACAGUGCUGCGGGCACUGCGUGCAGGUGGCCUGCGUGGUCAAUGGCAGCGAUGGCUCCCCGCGACUCUUCCUUCCCGGAGCCACCUGGCCGGAGCCCGGGGACCGCUGUGUGACACACGAAUGUGAACGGCAUCAGGACGGGCUGGAGGUAGUGACCACCCGGAAGGCGUGUCCUCCCCUCAGCUGUCCCGAGUCCCAGGCUCAGCUGAGUGAGGACGGCUGCUGCCGCUUCUGCCCUCCACCCCGUCACGACAACAGCUCCUCCUGCGCCAUCUUCCACAAGCACCAGGUGAUCCGCCGGGACGGCUGUAGCUCUGGGAGCCCCGUACAACUGUCCUUCUGCCGUGGAAACUGUGGAGACACGGCGUCCAUGUACUCGCCCAAGGCCGAUGCCGUGCGGCACCACUGCCGCUGCUGCCGUGAGCUGAGAGUGUCCAGGCUGAGCGUGGCCCUAAGCUGCCCCGACGGCUCCCGCCGCACCGUCAGCCUGGCCCAGCCCACGGAGUGCGGCUGCCAGGGCCUGCGCUGUGACCCCCAGGACACGUCCUCCCAGGAGCAGAGCCAGGAGCUGUGGGGCCCGCCUCCCCAGUAGGCCGCAGUCCCCUGCCGCCCAGGCCCUGGGGCCCGAAGACCCACCUGCUCCCCCCGUGGCCCAGCGGGCGAGGACCCUGAUGGCCGGGCCACACCUGCGGGCGGGGCAUCCCUGGUCAGCUUGCCGGAAGUGCCGGCCGUGCAGAAAUACACUCGGCGUU